UUGGGUUUAUCCUUCUUUAAAAGGGAGAUAUAGAAUUAUAGAUCAAGAGAGGGAAAAAAGAGAGAGAAAAAAGAAAAGGGUCUAUUAUAUAAUUGUGAGGAGUUGAUUUAUGGAAGAACAUCUCAACACAUUAGCUGUUACUCAUCUCCUUCAACACACUCUCAGAAGUUUAUGCAUUCAUGAAAACUCUCAGUGGGUUUAUGCAGUCUUUUGGAGGAUCUUGCCUAGAAAUUAUCCACCACCCAAAUGGGAUGGUCAAGGAGCUUAUGAUAGGUCAAGAGGAAACAGAAGAAACUGGAUAUUGGUUUGGGAAGACGGUUUCUGCAACUUUGCAGCCUCAACUGCAGAGAUCAAUACUGGGGAUUGUGCAGCCUCCUCGGCUUAUGGGAAUUGUGAAUUUCAACACUAUCAAGGGCUGCAACCAGAGCUCUUCUUUAAGAUGUCCCAUGAAAUUUACAACUAUGGAGAAGGUUUGAUAGGAAAAGUUGCUGCUGAUCACAGUCAUAAGUGGAUAUACAAAGAACCAAAUGACCAAGAGAUCAACUUCUUGUCAGCAUGGCAUAACUCAGCAGACUCACAUCCAAGGACAUGGGAAGCCCAGUUCCAGUCUGGUAUAAAGACCAUAGCCCUGAUUGCUGUUAGAGAAGGUGUUGUCCAAUUGGGAGCUGUACACAAGGUAAUAGAAGACCUGAGCUAUGUUGUUCUACUGAGAAAGAAGUUUAGCUACAUAGAGAGCAUUCCUGGAGUGCUCUUGCCGCAUCCAUCGUCUUCAGCAUAUCCUUUCAAGGUAGAUGGUUAUAAUUAUGGAUUAACAGCAGAUAAUAACGCGUGGCACUAUCAACCUACUACCCUUGCACCACCAACUGAAUACUAUGAGCAAUUCCAUCAACCAAUGAAAAUAACUCCAUCAAUGAGCAGCCUUGAAGCCCUUCUCUCAAAGCUGCCAUCAGUGGUGCCGCCAUCGGCUCCUGGGUACUGUGAGUCACAGCAGCCAGUAGUUUUACGGUUUGGAACAACAACGCAAAGGCCGAUGGAGUUGAUCGAAAUGGAGAAAGGGGCCAAAGAAGAGAUGGAUGAUCGUGAAGAUCAGUACAGGGGUCAACAUGAAAUAGGUGAAAGUAGCAGUUCAAUGCCGGGUUAUCAUCGUCAACAUCACUUUCAUUAUUGAGAAUGUUACCUAGAACUAGAAAUCAAGUGAUUGGGUGAUCCUUUAAA
Molecule: messenger RNA, 1215 nt
Organism: Pistacia vera
Lineage: Eukaryota; Viridiplantae; Streptophyta; Magnoliopsida; Sapindales; Anacardiaceae
Product: protein RICE SALT SENSITIVE 3-like
Exons: 7
Coding region: 110-1168 (352 amino acids)
Source: RefSeq, a predicted model, not a curated record